AAUUCGAGCUCGUUAUUUAUUUAUUGGUCAGUGUGUGUGCCACGUAAACAGGGUUGCCAGAUUUCACUAAACACAUCUUUCGUUCCAUGGUUUAUACAGUGUAUUUUACAGUCUGUAGAGUUUCAGUAUUAAAUGACUUUAUUCACAAAUUUCCUGAACUGACGGAUUUGCUUUCAAAAGAAGUUUCCGUGCUUCAGACUGUUGGAUUAUAUAAAAAUGUCCAGCCUGAAAAAUGCGCGUUCACGUGGAGACUAAACCCGAGCAAAAGUGACAGUUCUACAAAUCAACACAAAGUGUAAUAAUAAACAGAUUCAUUCACAAGUUUUGUUCAUUUUUAGCUCCAAUGUGAUUUCACACAAAGGGUACAAAGCCUCAAUCUGGCAACCCUGUGUAUGAUAUCUACAAACCCUGACCGUGUUGUUGAGGAAUGAUGAAGAAAACUCGGUGAAGGAGUUUUUACAAGUCUUUUAAAGGCUGGUCUUUGUAUUUUUUUGUGAUGGAGCCCGUAAUGAACACUGAAGAAGGCAGAUGAGAAGAUUAAUAAUCUUUAACCUUUUAGUUCUUCAGUAUAAAAAGUAGCGGUGUGUUUGAUCUCCAGCUGCUGCAGAUGUGAUGAAGAUCAAAACGAAUCAGAAUCAAAUACAUGAUGGGAUUGAAAUAGAAACUUCCAUCAUCUCCAAAUGUGUUGGUGAAGCUGAACAGAAGGACAGAGAGGUCUGUUUUCCUUCAAUGAAAUGAAACCCUGCUGCUGAAUUAUUUUGCCACAAGGAAGCUGUGAAGCUCCUAAAGAUUAAAGCACAAUGGGUUGCUCUGCUGUAGUUGUGGCUGCUGCCGCAUCAUUUGUCGGUGGUCUGGUGUUCGGCUACGAACUGGGAAUCAUCUCUGGUGCUCUGCUGCAGCUGCAGGUCCAGUUCCAUCUGAGCUGUGUGCAGCAGGAGGCUGUGGUCAGUUCCCUCCUCAUUGGAGCCAUACUAGCUUCUGUUCUCGGCGGCUGGCUGAUCGACCGUCAUGGCAGGAGGACGUCUAUCUUGCUCAGUAACCUGCUCAUCAUUGUCGGGAGCCUCAUCCUGAGUGUUAGCGUCUCGUUUCUGAUGCUAAUCUUUGGCCGUCUCAUUGUGGGAUUCGCUAUGUGUGUGUCCUCAAUGUCCUGCUGCAUCCUUGUCUCUGAGACGGUUUCACCUGAACGCAGAGGUCUGAUGGUCACGCUGUAUGAAGUCGGUGUUACGGUUGGGAUAUUGUUUGCGUACGCAGUUAACUACAUCUUAUCUGGUGCUCCGUCAGGAUGGCGGUACAUGUUCGGGUUGGUUGUGGCACCGUUGCUUGUGCAGUUGUUUUUGCUUUGGGUUUUUCCUUCACAGCUCACACCAAGCUCACGGCUUCUGAAUGAGAGCGGCGAAGACGAGGCUUUUGGUGGAGCCCAAACACACAGGAAAGUGAACACACUAGUAAACCUGUUUCAGCGGCGUGAUAACAUGCGCACCAGAACCACAAUCGGACUCGGGCUGGUGGUGUUCCAGCAGUUCACGGGUCAGCCCAACGUGCUCCUCUACGCCUCCACCAUAUUCCAGUCUGUGGGAUUUAAGAGCGGCGCAUCUGCUGUGUUGGCGUCACUCGGACUCGGGGUCGUUAAAGUCAUUGCAACGUUAGCGGCGAUGUUUUGUGCGGAUAAAGUGGGACGUAGGCCGCUUCUGAUCGGUGGAUGCUCCAUCAUGGCUGUUGGAUUGAUGAUUAUUGGAUUUAUGAGCAGAUAUUCAGAGCUUGAUGCGUUGAGACACUGCAGCUCUCGUUUAAACGACACUCUGUUACCUGAGAUCAGAAACAACACGGCUAUCGACGGACGUCUGGAUGUCACUGCACUUCAUCACACAGGAAAGUUUAAUUGGAUCAUCUUGUUCUGCAUGAUGGCUGUUGUUGCCGCCUUCUCCAUGAGCUUCGGUCCAAUGACGUGGGUGGUGCUGAGUGAAAUUUUCCCAGCAGAUGUACGUGGACGAGCGUUCGCUUUCAGCAGCUGUUUUAACUGGACAGCCAACCUGAUGGUCACCUUCACCUUCCUCAAUGUCAUCGAUGUGAUGGGACUUUCCGGAGCGUUCAUGACGUACGGUGUCAUGGCUGUAGCAGCUGUGGUUUUUAUCCAUCUCCUUCUACCAGAGACCAAAGGCAAAGCGCUGCAGGACAUCGACAGGGAGCUGAGCGAAAGACGGUUUCCUCACAGAGCAGAAUUCUGCAGUGUUUUCCAGAGGAGACGUUUUUCACCCAGAUAUCAGAGAGUCUCCUGGACCAGUUCAUCACUGUAAACGUCAGUAGCAGGGAUGAGGACAAACGUCAAGUUUUACUGCAACCUAAAAACUAGGAGUGAAGAAGACAUGGAGCUGAGGAUCAUGUGGAAAUUCUGGGAGAAAACCUCGGACGUGAUCACGACGCAGCUUUGUUGGUCUCGAGCCAUUCACCAGCCAUUGAAUCGAU
Messenger RNA from Tachysurus vachellii, 2463 nucleotides. RefSeq names its product solute carrier family 2 member 10 (gene slc2a10). The coding region runs from base 801 to 2294 and encodes 497 amino acids. NCBI's taxonomy places the organism in Eukaryota, Metazoa, Chordata, Actinopteri, Siluriformes, Bagridae. The transcript is spliced from 6 exons. Gene Ontology annotation, biological process: transmembrane transport. Gene Ontology annotation, cellular component: membrane. Gene Ontology annotation, molecular function: transmembrane transporter activity. The record is from RefSeq and is a predicted model, not a curated record.